AAUACCAUGUCUUCUUCAACCAUGAAAUUCACUCUCAAGAGUCACGACGGCGAAACCUUCGAAGUCGAUGAAGCAGUGGCAUUGCAAUCAGAAACAAUCAAGUACUUGAUCGAAGACGGUUGUGCCAACAACACGAUCCCUAUUCCAAACGUCAGCAGCAAGAUCUUAGCGAUGAUAAUUGAAUACUGCAAGAAGCAUGUCGAAGCGGAAGCAGCGAGUUCCGAUAAAAAACCUUCUGAGGAUGAUCUUAAUGCUUGGGACGCUGAAUUCGUGAAGAUUGAUUCGGCUUCGCUUUUUGAACUCGUUAUUGCUGCGAAUUUCUUGAAUAUCAAGAAUUUGUUGAUUCUUACUUGCAAUACUAUAGCAGAGAUUAUGAAAGGGAAGACAGCAGAGGAAAUUCGUCAGACGUUUAACAUUAAGAAUGAUUUCAGUGCUGAGGAACAAGAGGAAAUUCGUAAGGAAAAUGAAUGGGCAUUUCAGUGAUAUUGUUGUUAGAAUCUUCAAAUUAAUGUUUAUAAUGUGAAUGUUUUCACAUAGAUUUAACUGUGUUUUUAAGUGAUUUUGUAGUCCCUGUUUGGCAGCGUCUUAAUGCGACAUUGUUUGAUUUUUUGUUGCGAUGUUAGAUGUAGACAAUGGAUAAGUUUGAUUUAUUACAUGUUCAAUCAAUGAUAUUUAGAUA
Molecule: messenger RNA, 679 nt
Organism: Trifolium pratense (red clover)
Lineage: Eukaryota; Viridiplantae; Streptophyta; Magnoliopsida; Fabales; Fabaceae
Product: SKP1-like protein 1A
Exons: 1
Coding region: 7-483 (158 amino acids)
Biological process (GO): SCF-dependent proteasomal ubiquitin-dependent protein catabolic process
Cellular component (GO): cytoplasm; nucleus
Molecular function (GO): cullin family protein binding
Source: RefSeq, a predicted model, not a curated record